This is a messenger RNA of Penicillium salamii, 3015 nucleotides long. NCBI's taxonomy places the organism in Eukaryota, Fungi, Ascomycota, Eurotiomycetes, Eurotiales, Aspergillaceae. The record is from the annotation of a GenBank genome assembly.
AUGGAUUCGCUGCUAAAGUCCUUAUGGGCUUCCGUGUUGGAAAUCAAUGAGCACUAUGUUGAAGAAGAUGAUAACUUUUUCGAGGUUGGAGGCAAUUCAAUCAUCGCCGUCCGUCUUGCAGCUGCAGCUGAAAAAAUUGGAAUGUCUUUGCCUGUCACAGACAUUUUCCGCUAUCCCGAGUUCUCUGAAAUGGCGAGAGUGAUCAAAAUGUCCGAAUCACACUCGAAGAGGGAUACAGGUCCUUUUCAGCUCAUGGAGUCUUCGGGAAUAGAGACCACCGAGAUUCUGCAGCAGAUCAGCAAUGCCCAUCCUGAAAUCAAUCAGUUCUUGAUUGAGGAUGUUUACCCGAGCACUCCAUUACAAGCAGGAUUGAUGGUCGUCUCCACCAGACAACAAGGAAGCUACAUUUCUCAAUUUGUCUUCCGAAUUCCCACCGCAACCGAUCUGGAGUCUUUCCAGAAGGCCUGGGAUCAGGUUGUUGAGGCGGUUGAUACCCCCCGGACCCGAAUGGUCAAUCUAAGCAAUCCGGCUGGUUGUUUCCAAGCCAUUGUCAAAGAGAAAAUUCGAUGGCAUAAAGCCGUUGGCUUGCAGGACUAUCUCCAGAAGGACAAAGCUACAGCCAUGGGAUUCGGCGAUCCGCUUGUACGAUUCGCAAUCGUGUCUGACGCUACAAGCAACGAUCUUCAUUUUGUGUGGACGAUUCAUCACUGUAUCUGGGAUCGGUGGUCAGUUGAUUUGCUGUGGCAAAAGGUGGCUUCUGUAUACCACGGAGCCGACAAAGGAAGCAUAAAAGCCCCAAAAUACAGUGGCUUUGUCGCACACGUUCUCAACGCGAACACCUUCGAUCAUGAAAACUUUUGGAAGUCUCGUCUAUCCAAUAUCAACACCAAGACAUUCCCUCCAUUGCCUUACCAAAACUACCAACCAAAAACCAGCGCGUCUUCGAAGUACUCGACUACCAUCUCUCGCAGAGGUUCCUCAGAGGUCACUAUCUCUUCCAUAAUACAGGCAGCAUGGGCUUUGACGGUUGGCAAACAUUCGGACUGCGAGGAUGUCAUAUUUGGAACAGUUCUCAUCGGUCGAGACACACCCGCCAAGGGCAUCACUGAGGUGCUGGGACCAACAAUUGCAACGGUUCCGAUAAGAGCACAUUUGGAUUAUGCACGUAAUGCAGAAGAGUAUCUCAAGGAAGUACAGGUACAUGCCACAGAUGUGAUUCCUUUCGAGCACAUGGGACUCUCAAGUAUUAGCAAGCUGAACGAGGAUACAAAAGCUGCUUGUCAAUUCCAAAACCUCCUCGUCAUUCAACCUCAUAAGACUGGAGCCCAUCCACUUCAAUGGAGCCAAGUAAAAACCCACCAAGCCGAAGCUCAUCCGUACGGACUGGUCGUUGAAUGCACUUUGGGGGCAGAGCAAGAUACUCUUGAGAUUGAAGUUUACUUUGAUCCCCACCUUCUCUCAAACAUGGAAGUGGACAAUGUGGCACACCACUUCCAACAGGCUAUCUCCAGUUUGAAUGGCGAAUCCACCAAACAGCUCCUGGGCGACAUCGAAAUUUCUUGUCCCAAUGAUGAGUCGAACAUCGCGUCCUGGAAUAUGGGGGCAACUUCAAAUCCUGUCGAUGCUUGCAUUCAUGAAAUAUUCCAGCAGACUGCUCAGCAACAACCUGAUGCCCAAGCAAUUUGUUCCUGGGACGGAACACUUUCCUAUCGCAAAUUAGAUGAGCUAUCUACCAAGUUAGCACAAUCCUUAGCAGGGUGCUACGGAGUUGGUCCCGAGACAUGUGUGCCAUUGUGUUUUGAGAAGUCAUACUGGUCUGUUGUUGCUACAAUAGCAGUGCUCAAAGCGGGAGGUACUUUUGUCCCACUCGAUGCGUCACACCCCCAGACCCGUCUCUGUGAACUAGUCAAGGAUGUCAAGUCCCGGGUUGUACUUUCCUCGCCGCAAUUCUCGAAUCUUUUCACGGAAAGUGUGGCAGAGACUGUCCUCAGCAUCGACGAGCAGCACUUCGAUCAGCUGCAGAUCCCUCGGGACGACUUUGAAGUCGGCUAUGCCAACGCAAGCGGUAUUGCGUAUAUAAUCUACACCUCAGGGAGUACAGGAAAGCCUAAAGGAACCAUGGUAGAACAUGGGGCAUUUCUUUCAAGUUGGAAGGGUUUCUCAAAGUCCAUUUCUAUGAGCAAAUCUUCCCGCGUUCUCCAAUUUACCUCCAAUAGCUUUGACGCGAGUCUAGUGGAGACUUUGAGUACUGUUCUUUGUGGAGGAUGCAUUUGCAUCCCCAGCGAGGAUGAAAAAUUCAAUUCCUUGCCACAAGCCAUGACCCGUAUGAUGGUGAAUUGGAUGCUGUUGGUGCCAUCCUUCGCCCGAAUUUUGGAUCCCGCCUCCUUACCCCAUAUAAAGACGAUUGUUUUGGGAGGUGAAGCUGCCUCCGAAAAUGACUUUACACGAUGGAUAACACAAGGAGCUCAUGUCAUCAAUGCGUACGGCCCGACCGAAUGUUCCGUCAUCUCCGCCUCAAACAUGAACGUGGAGCCCGAGUCAGAUCCCACCAAUAUCGGAAAGGUAACGUGUGGAUCUUGCUGGGUCGUUGACAAGAAUAAUCACAACCGUCUUGCUCCAGUUGGUUGCCCUGGUGAGCUUCUUCUGGAAGGUCCUCAUCUAGCUCGUGGUUAUGUUCACAAUGAUGCAGCCACAUCUGCUGCUUUUGUUCAGAGCCCUUCUUGGGGAAAGGGCCGACGAUUCUAUAAAACAGGUGAUAUCGUUCGACAAAGAAUGGAUGGAAGCUUGUCUUUUCUUGGCCGAAAGGACAUGCAAGUCAAACUUCGCGGCCAGCGUCUUGAGCUGCCAGAAAUCGAACAUCAAAUCAAGCGUUAUCUUGGUAGCGAGGUGCAUGUGGCCGUCGAAAUUGCUACCGUCAACUCCUCCGUUGCCGGCGAAGAACAAAGCCAGCAUCUGGUUGCAUUUGUUCUCCCUACUCAAGGCUUGCUGCUCCACCGAUGCGAAUGUUUCGUUUGA